This is a messenger RNA of Colletotrichum abscissum, 414 nucleotides long. RefSeq lists its product as uncharacterized. The record is from RefSeq and is a predicted model, not a curated record. Bases 1 to 414 code for a protein of 137 amino acids. The transcript is spliced from 2 exons. NCBI's taxonomy places the organism in Eukaryota, Fungi, Ascomycota, Sordariomycetes, Glomerellales, Glomerellaceae.
AUGAUUCUAAACCAGCACGACCAGAUGGAUGGGGGGCCCAAGGGCCAUGACCGGCAGGACGCCACAAAAUCUCAGAUGACUGCAUGGGCUAUCGGCGAGAUUGAGAGGGGAGCCAAGACCAAGGGGGUUCAAGGAAAGCCGGUUGUGUUGUUGUCGUCGGCCGCACCGGAUCUCGACCUGGAGUUAUCAUCCCUCACGUUGCAUUUCGCAUCUGCGGCGCGUGUCGAAUCUCCUGCAGCUGCCGCACAAGCACGACGACAACCGGAAGCGACGCUCGUGCACGUCAACUGUCAACUGCCAUCUAUCUGCAGUUUCGCAUACCGCAUCUUUGCAUCCGCGUCCGCGUCCGCGUCCUCGCCCUCAUCCUCGUCUUCCCUCGGUCCUUCCUUCCCCCGGCUUCCAUUCUAUACCUGA